CUAAAGACUUUGACUGAUCAAGAUGAAAAACUUCCUGGUUUCUUCCCUUCCUGAGUUUGCCACCUACGCUACGAUCAUUGUGUUUUUCACGUACAAUGUUUUGUUUGAUAGAGAAGAGGCCUGCACCUGCAAGGAUCAGAAAGUUCACUGCGAUAUAUACAUCAGUGUGCCGAUUUUUAUAAUAUUCCUUUUGUUACUUUGGAAUGACAAGAGCUUCAAUGGUACCUGCAGGGCGUACUGCUGUAUGAGGACAAGGAGGAUCAGUGGAACAAAAUGUUGCCAUAUUAUUUUUCUUCAGAUAGUAAAGGCUUUAGUGAUCGGUCUGCUGUGGGUCAUCUCUGUUUUAUUUGAUGGAGAUUGGUACGCUUGCUGUAGGAACGGACUGUCUAAAGAAGAAGCUCAGAUUCCUUGUAAGACAAACAGAACCCCUGAGGAACAAGCCACCAUUGAUAAUCUGAAAAAUGAGUCAAAGAUUAUUGGCCUGUAUGUACUGCUGGUCCUCCUUUUUCUGGUUGUCUGCUACUCUUUACUAAAGUGGUGGGACUACUGCUAUUCUUUACAAAAGUGCUGUGACUGCUGCAUGAAAAAGUGCUGUGACUGCUGCAGGAAAUGGUCAGGUUACAUUGAUGGAGAUGGACUCUAUGAGCUGAUUGCAAUAAAAGAAGAAGAAAAUAUUGUGAAUGACAUUUUGAAAGAAAGAGCCAAAGAAACUCUGAAGAAAAAGGUUAAUGAAAUACUGGUUGAGAACAAGACGAAGGAAUAUAUGGACGACUAUGAACUUCAUCAAAAAGUGAUCAAUCAACUGCGGCCAGAAGGAAAUCAGGAGAACAUAGAAGGAACGUCUGGAGAUGGGGAAGAAGAGAUGCCCCUUAUGAGCACAUCAUCCAUCCAACAUGAUGAAGGGUUCUAGUACAAGUGGAGACCAGAGCAGAACUUCACCAGCCGACCAGGUAAACUAACACACAGACACAUCCAUGCAUGAAGUCCCUGUUUACUUGAACUAGACACCAGCAGGUUUCCUGAUGUGGAGGCAGAAACUGGAGGACCCAGAAAAACCCCACAUGAGCAGAGCUCUGGGAUUUGAACCAUCAACCUUGUUGCCAUAGCAACAGUUGUAACAAGAAGCCCAUCAACCAGUCCAGUUAAUCAGGAGACGUCAAUUAAUCUGUCUGUCCUUAAAGGUUAUUAUCUGAACUACUAAAUGUGGAUCUUUUUCUUAAAUUUGUAAAUGUGAUGUUGAAUUAAAACUCUAGAAAUAUAGAUCUAGAUUGAUUCCUACAAAGCAGCAUAGAUCCAAAACCAGCUUUUUUUUCUUCUAGAUGUGAUUUUGCAAUAUUGUGAAAGUAAAAGAAUGAAGUCCUGAAAAUCUGUUAAUGUGGGUGUAAUGAAGGUUUUCAUUACUUGUAUAAAAACACUUAAAAGGGGUUGAAUGAUGAGACAAAUACAAAUUGAAGUAUUUUAUUGUGUUUUGUCCAGUGGCACCUCAGCUGGAACUGAUGGUGUCCUGUUAAAAUAAAACAAACAAAUGGAUGGGUUUUGUAACUGUCUGAAAUACACUGAAAUGUUUGUGGAAAUGGCUUACCUCUGUCUCUUCCUCUGCAGGGUGUUCAGGCUAAAAGAUUCCCCGGGGGCCUGAACACCUUAUAAAGGUUCCGGAAGAGACCAAAUGCAGAUGGAAGAGGGGGAGCGAUGAAACUAUGUAUUUUAGAAGUGUAAUGAUUGGAUUUAUAUUUAUAGAAAGGUAUUUUAGAAAUGAAAUGGCAGCUUAAAAAUGAAGAGUGUUGUUAUGAUUAUGUUGAAGAUUUAGUUGUUUUGUUAAGGUUGUCUGUAUAUAGGUAUUUUGUCCUACCCUGUUUCUUGGUGGGGUUGUUAAUGGGAGCAGCCAGGGACUAUAAAAACCUGUAUGUUGGCCACAUUGCAGGUUAGUAGGUGUGGCUGCUGCUGAGAUCCAAGGCCAUUGUAAGCAGGAUUGUCUCUAUGGUAAAUGUUGGAAAAUAAACACCUGGUUGGUCUGCACUAUUUCUCUGCCUCAAGACUCCUCUGUAAACCAGCCGCUAAGGGCCAUCCUAACAGUGGGAUUUAGAGGGCAUGUCCUAGUCAAAGACCAGACCAAGGCUCCUCACAGUAACUCUAGAUGUAAAGUUAAGAGUUAUGGAAACUUCUGGAUUAAUAAAGAGAUUAAUGUUCCUGAUUUAAGGUCAACAGAAACAGCUGAGAACCAGAAUAAUAUCAUUUAUCAUCUAUUUAUUUUUCACUGACAUCAGGAACAAACUCAGCAUCUGUUUUGUUUACCGGUUUCUGUGAAGUUUCUUCUAAAUGAUGUGAUUUUAUAUUUUUCAGGAGGAGCAACAUUUACUGGACUAGAGCCAGAGGACGAACAGCAGGUCAUAAACCCUCAGCAACAUGUUAAACUUUUUUUGUUUGUUUGUUUGUUUUUCUGACAUCAGAAAUCAAUUUAGAUUUGUGAAAUAUGGGAGGGGGCUGCACAGUGGCGCAGUUGGUAGCACUGUUUUUUUGCAGCAAGAAGGUCCUGGGUUCGAUUCCUUGGGUCUUUCUGCAUGGAGUUUGCAUGUUC
This is a messenger RNA of Gambusia affinis (western mosquitofish), 2575 nucleotides long. RefSeq lists its product as uncharacterized. The transcript has 4 exons. Bases 23 to 910 code for a protein of 295 amino acids. Lineage: Eukaryota; Metazoa; Chordata; Actinopteri; Cyprinodontiformes; Poeciliidae. The record is from RefSeq and is a predicted model, not a curated record.